Messenger RNA from Darwinula stevensoni, 231 nucleotides. Lineage: Eukaryota; Metazoa; Arthropoda; Ostracoda; Podocopida; Darwinulidae. The record is from the annotation of a GenBank genome assembly.
AUGGAGACGUCAGCAGGGACGGCGGGGACGGGGCUGUCGAAGGCGGCGGCGGGCCCGCAUCCCUGCGCCAGCUGCGGCAAGAAGAUCACGGACCGGUACCUCCUCAAGGCCAUGGACCUGUACUGGCACGAGGACUGCCUCAAGUGCGGAUGCUGCGACUGCCGACUCGGCGAGGUCGGCUCCAGCCUCUACACCAAAGCCAACCUCAUUCUCUGCAAGAGGGAUUACCUC